Molecule: messenger RNA, 622 nt
Organism: Saitoella complicata NRRL Y-17804
Lineage: Eukaryota; Fungi; Ascomycota; Saitoellomycetes; Saitoellales; Saitoellaceae
Exons: 3
Coding region: 89-589 (166 amino acids)
Source: RefSeq, a predicted model, not a curated record
ACUCCAAUGCAAAAGAGCUCACUCACGUCUCUGUGUUGCGAAGGUCUACGUUACAGGCACAAUCUCAACGUCACCAGACAACACGACAAUGACAUCUACAAUACCACCAAUACAAACAGAGCGUCCUCCGACGUCACGGCCGAACUGCAGUGCGGCACUCUGGGAAGAAGCAAAUAAGCAAGCACCAGUUCCUCAAGUAAAGAUUGGCGCACCAGCCCUUGCUCAGCGCACAAUGUACAAGCCGGAGGUCAAGCUGCUGCGUCGAGAGUCACCAUCGAAUUCCAGCACCAAUUUGAACGCUCUACAGCAAAAGUCAAAACGAGAGUUAGAAGAGGAAAGAAAGGAAAAGGAGAGACGAUAUGCAGAAGCACGCGAAAGGAUCCUGGGAAGCGGGAAUGCGAAUCCUAGUCCAGUUCCGAUGAGACCAGUUAGUGGAGCGAGCGGAGCGAGCGGAGCAAGCGGAGCAGGAAGAACGCUGGUCACAAGAGAAGCACCGAGAGAACAGAGCGGGGUUCUACGGCGGCCAGAAGGGCCAGAGAGCGGACGUGGUGGUUUCAGAGGACGAGGCAGAGGUGGACGGGCGAACUAGAUGUAUCACUAAUACACCUACGAUGACUAUCCC